Molecule: messenger RNA, 801 nt
Organism: Etheostoma cragini (Arkansas darter)
Lineage: Eukaryota; Metazoa; Chordata; Actinopteri; Perciformes; Percidae
Product: transforming growth factor-beta-induced protein ig-h3-like
Exons: 6
Source: RefSeq, a predicted model, not a curated record
GACCCCGUAGCUCUCAGAGACCUGCUGAACUACCACAUCCUGAAGCACAUGCAGUGUGCCGAGUCCAUCGUGUCGGGGACGCCAAUGGAGACGCUGCAGGGCACCGUGCUGGAGGUUGGCUGUGACGGAGAAGACCUGACCCUGAACGGCAAGGCCAUUGUCACCAAGAGGGACCAGCUGGGGACCAACGGGGUGGUCCACUACAUCAAUGAGCUCCUGAUCCCAGACUCAGCCAAAGUGCUGCUGGAGCUGGCUGAAGACUCCUCCGUUGCCACGGCGACCAAGCUGUUUGUGGAGGCGGGUCUGUCGCCGCACCUGACGGGCUCCGAGGCUCUGACCAUGCUGGCGCCUCUGGAAGACGCCUUCAGAGGAAGGGACACGACGAUGACCCCUGACCUGAAGAAGCUGAUGACCAAUCACCUCCUGAAGGAGCGUCUGUCCUCUAAGUCUCUGUACCACGGGCAGCAGCUGGAGACGCUGGGGGGGCUGCAGCUGCGGGUCUUCGUCUACAGAAACAACCUCUGCAUUGAGAACGCCUGCAUCGCGGCUCAUGAUAAGACAGGACGCUACGCCACCAUGUUCAUUGUGGACAAGGUCCUCACCCCCCCGAUGGGGACGGUCAUGGACGUCCUGAAGGCAGACGACCGCUUCAGUCUCCUGGUGGGGGCGGUCCAGACUGCAGGGCUGACUGAGCUCCUGAACCAGCAGGGGGCGCUGACCUUCUUCGCUCCGACCAACGACGCCUUCAACUCCCUGGAGCCAGCCGAGCGCAGCAAGCUCAUGCGUAAGCACCACUUAUAA